AUGUCAAGAUCACAUAUAUCCCAGCACAUAGAGCCUUUUUUAACAGAGUACCAACACAUCUCGACUGUGUCUGUUCCUCGAACAAAUAAAUACAGAGCACCGUUUACCUCGUCUCGCACAAAUCUUAUUAACAUAAAACUAGAACAUAAUACAUUAACAGAUGAAACUCAAAUGUUAAAAUUCGGCCUUCUUAACAUUAGAUCACUUACCAACAAAGAACCAAUUAUCAAUGAAAUAAUUACUGACCAAAACUUAGAUGCACUCUGUUUAACAGAAACCUGGCUUAAAGCAGACGAUUACACCAGUUUAAACGAAUCCACCCCACAAGACUAUUAUUAUAAACAUGUUCCUCGUCUAAUAGGGAGAGGGGGUGGUGUAGCUACAAUAUACAAUAAAAUAUUCAAACUAAACCAUAAAUCCAACCUAAAAUUUAAUUCGUUUGAAAUAAUACUGUUAAAUAUGGAAAUAACUGAUCGCAACAACAAACGACUUUCGUUCAUUUUAGCUACCAUAUAUAGGCCUCCAGGCCACCACACAGAUUUUCUUAAAGAAAUAGCAGACUUCCUAUCUGAGCUUACAGUCACUGUAGAUAAAGCUCUUAUCGUUGGUGAUUUUAAUAUCCAUGUGGAUAAUCCAAAAGAUGCAUUAGGACGUGCGUUUAUGGAUGUUCUAAAUUCUCUCGGCAUUAAACAAAACGUGUCAGGGCCCACGCAUACUCGUAAUCACACACUAGACUUAAUUCUGUCACUCGGACUCAAUAUUAAUGACAUCGAAAUAUCACCCCAGAGCGAUGCCGUUUCAGACCAUUACCUUGUGUCAUGCACAAUACUUCUAGAUAGGACCGCUCAGUCUACAACAUGCUACAGAUUAGCCAGAACAAUAAUUUCCACCACUAAAGAUAGCUUUAUUAGCACUCUUCCAGACCUGUCCCAAAUGAAACAUGUAGCAGAUAAUCGUGAAGAUCUAGAUAUUAUAAUAGAAAACCUGAACAACGUCUGCUCUAGCACGUUGGAUGCUGUUGCUCCCAUUCGAAAAAAGAGAAUCAAAGAAAAACCGCCAGCUCCAUGGUAUGACCAUCAUACUGCAGCCCUUAAAAAAGUAGCUAGAAAAAUGGAAAGAAACUACCGAAGCACAAAGUUAGAGGUAUGGCGUUCAGCAUGGAAAGAGAGUGUUCAACACUACAGACAGGCUAUUAAAACUGCCAGAUCUACCUAUCUCAGUACGCUUAUUAAAGAAAAUCAUAACAACCCUCGUUUUCUAUUUAGCACAGUUGCGAAACUGACUAGAAACAAAGAACAAACAGAAACCAAUAGUAAACUCCAACACAAUAGUGACGACUUCAUGAACUUCUUUACUAACAAAAUUAUGUUUAUUAGGGAAAACAUAGAAACUAUGCAAGCAGCCAUCACUCUACCCAAUAGUACAUUUUCCACUAGAUUACCAAACGAACAUCUUGAGUCAUUUAAUCCUACUACAAUAGAAGAGCUCUCUAAACUAUAACGUCAUCCAAAUCAUCGUCCUGUAUACUAGACCCCGUUCCCACAAAAUUACUAAAAGAGGUAUUUCAUGUAGUGGCAGACACUGUACUUAAUAUCUUUAACUCAUCUCUAGAAUUAGGAUACGUUCCAACAGCUUUCAAACUAGCAGUUAUUAGACCGCUCAUUAAAAAGCAAAACCUUGACCAGGGAGAUCUUAAUAACUUUAGACCAAUCUCAAAUCUACCUUUUCUUUCUAAAAUAUUAGAAAAAGUAGUGGCAAGCCAGCUACGCACAUUCGUAGAAAAUAAUAAUACAUAUGAAAAGUUCCAAUCAGGAUUCAGGCCCCACCAUAGCACAGAGACAGCGCUGCUUAGAGUUACAAAUGACCUCCUAUUAACAUCCGAUCGUGGUGAAAUCUCAAUCCUUAUAUUACUAGACCUUAGUGCAGCCUUUGACACAAUAGAUCACACAAUCUUACUCAAUAGACUAGAAAACUAUGUUGGCAUCAGUGGUCAGGCGUUAGCCUGGUUCAGAUCGUAUCUAACCAAUCGAUAUCACUUUGUUUAUGUAAAUGAGGAAGAGUCAUAUCACUCCCCCGUUAAAUACGGCAUACCUCAGGGAUCAGUUCUAGGCCCUAUCCUAUUCUCGUUAUAUAUGUUACCUCUAGGAGACAUUAUCAGGAAACAUAACAUAAGUUUUCACUGCUAUGCGGAUGAUACCCAGCUUUACAUCUCGUCGCAUCCUAGCGAAACCCACCAGUUUUCUAAGCUAACAGACUGCAUUAGUGAUAUUAGGGACUGGAUGGCACAAAACUUUCUUAUGCUAAACUCCAAUAAAACAGAGAUACUUAUUAUUGAACCGAAUCGCUACAAACAUAAUAUGUCAGAUUACAAGUUGCCCAUAGAUGGCUGCACGGUGGUGCCAUCUUCCACGGUUAAGAAUUUAGGCGUAAUGUUCGACAGCAAUCUAUCUUUUGAUAGUCAUAUCGCCAACAUCUGCCGCACAGCAUUCUUCCAUCUUAGAAAUAUCUCAAAAAUACGCCAUAUGCUGUCUGCAUCAGACGCAGAAAAGCUUAUACAUGCUUUUAUGACCUCUAGAAUAGACUAUUGUAACUCGUUACUCGGGGGAUGCCAUGCAAAUCAGGUAAACAAGCUACAGCUGGUUCAAAACGCCGCCCCAAGAGUGCUUACUCGAUCUAAAAAGUAUGACCACAUCAGUCCAAUUCUGGCAUCUUUACACUGGCUACCAGUUAAAUAUCGUAUACAAUUUAAAAUAUUACUAAUCACCUACAAAGCCUUAAAUGGCCUAGCGCCUUCGUAUAUUAAAGAACUACUAUCAGAAUACAAUCCAUCACGUAAACUGCGCUCACAAAAUUCUGUUCACUUAAUUAUCCCUAGAAUAUCAAAAGUGUCUAAAGGUGGUAGAUCCUUUUCCUACUUAGCCCCUAAGCUCUGGAAUGAUUUACCAAACAAUGUUCGAGUAUCAGACACAGUCGAUCAAUUUAAAUCUAAACUUAAGACAUUCUUCUUUAACAAAGCAUUCACAUAAAAUGUCCAGUAAAUGUACAUUUCCCGCAGUAGUUAGUUUGUCCAGAACAAAGCACUCACAUACCUCAUAUGGGUAAUAUACUUAUGCCGCAAUAGUUAGCCUGUCUGGAACCGAGCCGACUUGAACCACUAUAAUGUUUGACACUUGCAUUGCAUGCGAACGGCCCCUACGCUAAUAGAAUUCUGUUUUUCUCUCCCUGUCUCGUCCUCA
Molecule: messenger RNA, 3236 nt
Organism: Misgurnus anguillicaudatus (oriental weatherfish)
Lineage: Eukaryota; Metazoa; Chordata; Actinopteri; Cypriniformes; Cobitidae
Source: RefSeq, a predicted model, not a curated record